AUGUAUCUUUCAAAAGAAGCCAGUGGCGCCAAAUUCUUUCAACUUUUUGGUACCUCUUCGAAUGAAGAAUGUUCGCUGCAAAGUGACAGCUCAUCCCAACACAUCAGUUCGUCACUAGGAAGGUCACUGGGAGCAAGCUCAUUGGCUGAAGCUCGGACAUAUUUGAAUAAGCCCCUAUUCACAAGUCAGUUUAGCAUGGGAGCAACUCGCACAUCGAUAGCUCGUCAAGAAAAGCUUAUAGUUUUUGCAGCUCGAAACAACCUCAAAAAGCUUUGGUUAAUAAAUUCAGGCGAAGAACAGAAGAACAUCCCGACAGCUACUUAUCAAAGUAGUCUUUCUUACCAUGGUUCAGCUGUAAAUAUACUUCGCUUCUCUCCUUCUGGACAACUAUUGGCCUCUGGUGCUGAUGGAGGUGAGCUGAUCAUUUGGAAGUUACAUGUAGUGGAAACUGGUCAAGCAUGGAAAGUCCUCAGGACUUUAUCAUUUCAUCGCAAAGAUGUUCUGGACCUUCAGUGGUCUAAGGAUGGUGCUUUUCUUAUCUCAGGAUCUGUUGAUAAUUCUUGCAUUAUAUGGGACCCUAGCAAAGGUUCUGUCCUUCAGAUAUUGGAUGCACAUUUCCAUUAUGUUCAGGGUGUGGCCUGGGAUCCAUUGUCCAUAUAUGUUGCCUCUCUUAGCUCAGAUAGAACUUGUCGAAUUUAUGCCAAUAAGCCUCAGAAGUCUAAAGGUGUUGAGAAGAUGAAUUAUGUUUGUCAGCAUGUCAUUACCAAGGGAGGAAAGCAGUCAGUUGAUUGUAAGGCAAAAAGCCAUCUCUUUCAUGAUGAAACAUUGCCAUCAUUUUUCCGAAGAUUAGCCUGGUCACCUGAUGGAUCAUUUUUACUUGUGCCUGCAGGUUCUUACAAAUUUUCGCCUACAUCUCAAACAGUGAAUACAGCAUAUGUAUUUUCCAGAAAGGAUCUUUCAAGGCCUGCUCUACAGCUACCAGGUGCUAGCAAACCUGUUGUAGCAGUUCGUUUCUGUCCACUGGCUUUUAGCCUUAGAGGUUCAAACUCAGGCGGAUUCUUUAAGCUCCCUUACCGCCUUGUCUUUGCCAUAGCAACUUUAAAUUCUUUGUACAUAUAUGACACCGAGAGUGUUGCCCCCACAGCAAUCUUGGCUGGUCUUCACUAUGCUGCCAUAACUGACAUUUCAUGGUCUCCUAAUGCUCGAUAUUUAGCUUUGUCCUCUCAAGAUGGUUACUGUACUCUAGUAGAAUUCGAAAAUGACGAACUGGGAUCGCCCAUCUCCUUAUCAGGAAAUAAGGUCACAGGUAAUGAGAACAACAUCCCUGAUGUUCAGAAAUCCAAGGACAUGAUGAUCGACCUAACUAGAAAGGAUGAUCUAGUUGUAGUAGAUAGCAGAGGAAUGGAAGCAGAUGGAAAUGAAGCAGGUAGCAGGAUGACAGAAAUAGAACAGAAACAAGAGGAACCAAGUACAGUUGAUGGUAGCGUUCGAAACCAAAUGCACAGAAAGAAAACAGGAACAGAAACAAACGAAGGGAAAAAAACCACCACGAAGAACAACAGUUUCACCUCAGCCGAUAGCACACCAAUGGAAGCAGAGAGAAAUGAAGUCAAAAACAAAAAGACAGAAACAGAAAGCGAAAAAGGGAAACAACAGGCAACUCCUGUUCAAAAUAGGCCUGCAGCAAAGAGGCGCAUCACUCCAAUGGCGAUUGAUCCAUGACAAUCGCGGUGCUAACCUCUGUAAAGUUUUGGUUUAGUCAACAAGUUGAUUUUUCAAUUCUUUUUCCUUCUAAUACAGAAGCAGAAUGUAUGAUAUAGGGAUUUAGCCAAUCUUCACUUGAUAUUGUUGGAAACAUUGUCCUUACAGAUGAGGAAAUGAAUUUAUUUAUUAGGUGACAAAAAAGUGAGAAAUUACGUAA
Molecule: messenger RNA, 1921 nt
Organism: Pistacia vera
Lineage: Eukaryota; Viridiplantae; Streptophyta; Magnoliopsida; Sapindales; Anacardiaceae
Product: chromatin assembly factor 1 subunit FAS2
Exons: 12
Coding region: 1-1722 (573 amino acids)
Biological process (GO): DNA replication-dependent chromatin assembly; nucleosome assembly
Cellular component (GO): CAF-1 complex; nucleus
Molecular function (GO): protein binding
Source: RefSeq, a predicted model, not a curated record